This is a messenger RNA of Alternaria conjuncta, 660 nucleotides long. RefSeq lists its product as uncharacterized. The transcript is spliced from 2 exons. Bases 1 to 660 code for a protein of 219 amino acids. Lineage: Eukaryota; Fungi; Ascomycota; Dothideomycetes; Pleosporales; Pleosporaceae. The record is from RefSeq and is a predicted model, not a curated record.
AUGCCUCUCGAGCUCGCCAUCUCGUCGCGGGCGCAUUGGCUCAGUCGGGUGCGGUCAUGUCUCCGCCUGCUCAUCAUCGUCCUGAGCGGCGCAGUCGUCUGCAUGCUCAUGCACACGUUUGAGAUCUACCGCGGCAAUCGCUACAUCGACCUGCGCAAAGGAGAACUGCCCAUGGUCUGGCCUGCCCAUACCAACCUGGCGCCGACCAUUAUCCUCUUCGCCAUUGCCGCCGGCAACUUCCUCGCCUCGGUCGCCAUCCUCACCCUCUCCUUCAAGCGCUCCUUCCGCCGGCCCUUCCGCUCGCGCGACGUCUACCGCAUCGUCGCUGGCAGCUUUGGCGUCAUCAUGUGGAUCACAGCGCUGGUCGUCUUCAACCUCUUGGACAAGGCUAGCAAGGCCAGCUUGGGAAGAUACUCGUGUACCAACGCGAAUGUCUUGACCAACGGCCGCUACCAAUACCGCGCCGUCUGUGAAGAGCAGGGCGUCGCAUUCUACACCGCCAUUGGCGCAGCCUCCGCAGAGCUUCUCACACUCAUCACCCUCGCCAUCUCCGCCAUUCUGUCCGUCAAGAACCAAGAACCACCCCCGACCAUACAGAUUCGCGAGAAGAACAACUCGAUAAGCUCCGGCUCAAAGUACCACAAGCCUUUAAAACGAUAA